AUGAGAAACGAGAAUGGAACCCUGGUCGACGAGGAUCGAGUGCAAAUUUGCAACAUCCCUGCAUUUACGACCCACAAGCAGUUGAAACAAUUUUUGCAAAAAAGUUUACCCGACUUUGAGCUCAAGAAAGUUCGUCAAAUGCGAGACACGGCCUACGUUUCCUUUGAAAAUGCCGAGGAGGCAAAUAAAGCAAUUCUGAUGAUCAAUGCCCUCGUUUUAAAGAAAAAUCAACUAACUGCUCGACUUGCGCCUACCGAUUUGAAGAAAUCAACUGAAAAACCAAAAUCAACAACGGACAUUGUGAACCCGGAACAACUGAGAAGUAAAACGGCUCGAUCAAUUGUCACACCGUUGGCGGAGCUUCCAUAUUUGGAACAACUUGACAAAAAAUGGAACACUUCACUUGAAGUUGCACGGCGCUUGCUGAAUUUGAUUAAGAAAAAUGAUGGAUCGGUACCGGAAGCAGCCGAAUCACUCUUGAUGCAGGUUGUGCCAUCUCCUAUCACUUCGGCGUAUCGGAACAAGAAUGAAUUCACCGUUGGCCACGAUCUCGACGGAAAUGUGUGUGUCGGAUUUGUUGGGGGAAAAUUUUCGGAAAAUAAGCAUUUUGUGAUGCCGAUUGAAGGAUGUGAUGUGAUCUCGACUCAAACGCGAAAUAUAGUGCACGAUUUCAGCAAAUUUGUCGAUGAUAGUGGUUUGAAACCGUUUGACGAAUUUGCUCGCACAGGUACCUGGAAAAUGUUAACUGUUCGUGAAUUUAGUGGUGACACUAUGCUCAUUGUUACGAUUUUCCCACUUGGCGAUGAGGGAAAGUAUGCUGAAGUAAAAAGAAUGCUGGCUGAACGAUUUAUCAAUCUGGAGACAUUGGCGGUAAAGGGUUACAGAAUAACUUCAUUGUACGUUUCUGUCAUGGAAAAUGCCAGUGAUGCUACAAAUUUCUCUCUCAUUGCAGGAACUCCCUUUAUAUAUGAGACGUUGCUUGGUUGUCGAUUCCGUGUAAGUCCUGCGGCGUUUUUUCAAACAAACUCUGCUGCUGCAACAAUUCUGUAUUCAACGAUCGCGGAUAAAUGUGGUCUUUCUAAGAAUGACUCUGAGCAAAUUCCAUAUGGGAAAACUGAAGAUGAAAGCUUUAAAAAGAAUAAAGAUGAAAUCACUGCAAAUAUUGUAAAAAUGGAAGAAGCGCUUUCGGAAGUGACGCCAGAAAAUGGGAAUGAGGAUUCGGAUGAACCUGCGGCAAAAAUUCCAAAAAUGGACGAAGUGGCUAAUGAAGACAAUGGCUUAGUGCUGCUUGACAUUUGCUGUGGAACGGGAACAAUCGGGCAAAGCAUUCUAUCAGGCUUCCGGCAAAAGAAGGUGUUUUGUGUCGGCAUUGAAAUGAUCGAGUCGGCGGUGGAAGAUGCAAAAAAGAACGCUUUUGAAAAUGGACUUUCGGAAAAAUGUCGGUAUGUCGCUGCUCGCGCUGAAGAUGCUUUCAAAUCGAUAAAAUAUCUUCUACCAAAGGGCUUCCAUCUAGAUAAAUCUGACGUCGUUGGUGUACUCGACCCACCCCGAGCUGGCCUACAAAACUCGGUCAUCAUUGGUUGCAGAGAGAUGAGAACAAUGAAGCGGUUAAUCUACGUAUCUUGCGAUCCAAAUUUAGCCAUGAAGAAUAUUUGCGACUUGUGCAGACCCGCGUCCAACAAAUUUGGAGGCCAGCCUUUCACGAUAGAAAGUAUCAUUCCCGUUGACGUGUUCCCGCAAACGACCCGAUUAGAAUGGAUUGUUACUUUAUCUAGGGCGAAAGGGCGAGAGAAUAUCUUCCCAGGAGCAUUUUGGAAUGCUCCUUCCAUUAUGACUUAUUCAUACGCAUUGGGUAUAUUCACCUGUCGACAGGCGAUCGAAGGCGAAAUAGCUGAACUUCAACUUGCUGACAUUCCUCCGAUUGCGAAAAACCUCUCCGAUCUUGGGAUUGACUCAGCUUUCACUGGUUGUGUGAAACGGGAUCAAAAGUGGACCUAUUUUGAUACACAAGACCCUUGUGACAGUCUUGAUCCUCUUCCUUAUGUGAAAACGGUUCUCCAUGAUCCGAUUUCGUUGAUUGUGGCAAUCGAUGGGAACGCGCCAGAUAAGGAAAAUAUGAUUGCAUUUAUCGAGCAAUACGUCGAGCACAGUCAAAGUGGAGGAAAAACAGAAAUCGUGGCCUUUGUCUAUGGGUGUAAGGCGGGCACGUCGGCUAGACAAUCCUACACUCGUUCGGAAAAUUUUGCCACGCUAAAAGCAAAAUUGGAAGACCAAGUGACAAAAUGUGACGGUGUUGAUCCAGGUUACACGUUUUCGCGCUUACUUUCUGAUAUCGCCUACUAUUUCUAUUCUCCAUAUCCAUCCAUUUCUCCGUCAUACAAUGCACAACCUGUCAUCAUUAUGACUGGACAAAGUAAUGCAAGUGGAGUCGUGCCUCUGACACAGCUGAACAAAGCGAGCCCAGUUGCCAUCGUUUAUUCAGGAACAGCAUUUAACAAAAAGCUUCUCCAACCGAUCGCCAUUCCAUCCACAGCCGUUUUCCCAUUUCCCACAGAUUCCGAUCAUUUCGGAGAUCUUGAAGAUGAUUUGGAUAAUGUUUUCUUUAUCAAUCCUUCCAAAUCUUUUGAUGCGGACGAAAAUCUCGCCGCUGCGGGUCCUCUCGUAAUGGGAACAUUUCUAAUGGGUGGGAUUGCGCAAGUGUAUGAACAAGAUAUCACAUCACAAUCAGAAAAUAAUCCACAAAGGAGGAUCAUGUGUGAGAAGGGAUACGAUUCAGUCACAGAGGUGCCCGAUUCCCUGGGAUGUCCGAGUGAUAUGAUGGCCGUUGGACAAAGAUGUUACUCACUCGAUACGCGAUUACACUCGUAUCAAGCUGCCUUAAAUGAAUGCACCAAUUUGCACACCGAUCAAAUGGGAUCUCUGGCCAUUGUGGACACGCCAACUGAAAUGGAAGCAAUUGAGAAAUUGAUCCAAAAUCAAUCAUUAGCCGACGGGCACUCGCGAUUUUGGAUCGGUUUAAAUGCAAUCAAUUGUACGACAAGUGGUUGUCCCGUAUCUGGACCUGUGGAAGAAGAUUUCACGUGGUCAAAUGGAGAAUAUUUGGAUGAGAACAAGAAUUUCACUUAUUGGAGAGAUGGUUUCCCUAGAUCGUUCAAAGAUGAAUCUUGUGUUGCCUACUCGCAAAAUGAUGGCACUUGGGUUAACAUGGUUUGUGAUUACGAAUUGAUGGCAAUUUGUUGGCGAGACGCAAAAGUGCCCGUGCCGACAACGCCGACGAAAAAGAGA
Messenger RNA from Mesorhabditis belari, 3285 nucleotides. NCBI's taxonomy places the organism in Eukaryota, Metazoa, Nematoda, Chromadorea, Rhabditida, Rhabditidae. The record is from the annotation of a GenBank genome assembly.